Pungitius pungitius (ninespine stickleback) is the source of this 1773-nucleotide messenger RNA. It is a transcript of the gene cldc1, whose product is annotated as C-type lectin domain containing 1. The record is from RefSeq and is a predicted model, not a curated record. The transcript is spliced from 6 exons. NCBI's taxonomy places the organism in Eukaryota, Metazoa, Chordata, Actinopteri, Perciformes, Gasterosteidae. Bases 347 to 1117 code for a protein of 256 amino acids. Gene Ontology annotation, molecular function: signaling receptor activity.
CAAUGAAUCAACACGGCAACAGGCAGACAUACGCUGCAAAGAGCCAACAAAGUGAGGAAAGACUCUCCCACUUUGGAUCAACACACCCUUCACUUUUCCAGAAAGAGCUGUCGUUAUUUAGUUGUAGGUAGAGGACAGUUUAACUGAGCACAUCCGUUUUAGCGCUGCAGCAGUGCCGCGUGGAGGGAAACCUGCCUCAAUAAAUCAACCAGCAGGGACAAAUUUAAUUUCAAGGAGAAAUAUUGCUGCUUGGGAGAGGAUUUACCAAAGCAUAUCGGGAACGAAGGAGGUACAGUACUAAAAGAGACAGAGCGACACACAGAGUGUUAACAAGGGCAUCAAAGCCAUGGAGCAGGGAGAAAACUACAGCAGCCUGCACGAGUUCACAGAGGAGCCGACCCCCGGAGGGAACCGGCUCAUUCUGGAACACAACAACGACUCUCGGGGAUUGAAGCGAGGCUUUGAGUGUUUGAGGCGUCGGACUGGUCCCCUGAUGCCUUUAUGCUUUUUGGCCUCCAUCUGUGCCAACAUCAUACUCACCGUGCUCUUGGUUGGCAGGCCGGCGCCCGGUGCUCCGCUGGACUCCUCGUCUCUUGGUUUUAAACUGAACUCGGCACGGAGACGUUACACCCAGCUGUGCGAGGACUACGCCGCUCUGGGACAGAACUGUUCAAAGACAGUUAAGCAGUGCAGGGAUUGCCCUGAAGGAUGGCUUCAUGUCGGGGACCAGUGUUACUACUUCAGCAAUAACAAGCUGGACUGGCUGAAGAGCAGAGAUAGCUGUGCCGAUAUGGGGAGCCAUCUCACAAUACUGCACACCAUGGAACAGCAUGAUGCUCUGGUAGAAGAAGCCAAGAAAAUUGGCGGAUUUGAUUAUCACUUCUGGAUUGGCCUGUCUGACCUAGACAACGAAGGAGAGUGGCGAUGGGUGGACAACACAACAUUGCAACACAAAUACUGGGAUCAGUUGAGCUCCGAGCCAAAUAACCAUCAGUCAGGAGGGGAACAUGGAGAGGAUUGUGCCACCUUAGACAGCCAUGCAAAGACAUGGUUUGAUGUUCCUUGUGAGCACAUUUAUAAACGGAUCUGCCAGAUGGAUGUCAUUCAGCUCCACUGAAUCCCAAUACUACUCAAAAGAUUGCAAAACACAAGAUUGUGAAAGACAAAGGAAAUGAAUGGUUUCAGAAUAACAAAAAACAAAUCUCAGACCAAAAGGUUGUUCUUGUGACAUAUAUUUUUAUUUUUCACUGAAGGUUUUUUUCUCAAACUCAAUAAAUUGAGAUACAAUAUAUUGUGGAGAAAAUUGUAUAACUCUAACUUUACAUUUAAAGACAACAUGCAUUUUACAGGCACACAUUUUGGAUCGAGUUGGAUGUAAUUAUUUGUUUUCAGAACAUAUCAUUUGACCUCUUUUGGAGUGUGCCAAUUUAAAAAUAAUGAGCCUAUCAAUAUAUUCAGUUUUGAAUGUCAGGUCUUCAUGUUGCAAAGUUGAAUGCCACAUUGUGUUCUACAUUAUUGUAUAUUUAGUUUUAAGGUUGUUUACCCAUUGAAGGUACAUGAUAAGAGAGGGGGAGCUAUUUGACAGCUCUAAACCUUGGUGAGUCAUUAAGCCGGUGGAUUGUAGUUAACAGUGCUAAUAGCACUAACAGUAUAAUCUACGUCCAACAUCCCCCUGGGGCUACAGCUGUAUGGGGGAACAAGAUUGUGGGGGCUGUGUGAGUCAGUUCCAUAAAUCCUUCUAUCAAUAGACCUUUUCCUUUAACCAUGUUUUGA